This is a messenger RNA of Dendrobium catenatum, 1255 nucleotides long. RefSeq names its product tRNA 2'-phosphotransferase 1. Gene Ontology annotation, molecular function: tRNA 2'-phosphotransferase activity. Gene Ontology annotation, biological process: tRNA splicing, via endonucleolytic cleavage and ligation. The transcript is spliced from 8 exons. The coding region runs from base 18 to 914 and encodes 298 amino acids. NCBI's taxonomy places the organism in Eukaryota, Viridiplantae, Streptophyta, Magnoliopsida, Asparagales, Orchidaceae. The record is from RefSeq and is a predicted model, not a curated record.
GGCGCCUAAUUCACUCGAUGCGGGUUUCAUCUUGGUCUGCCUUCCGCCUCUUUCGUUUACUCUUUCCGCAUCGAGUUCUAUACUCAUCAACUUCCUCCGACCGCUUCUCUCCAGUAAGUGCUCUGUAUCCUAUUCUUCUGCUUCGCAUGGACAAAGUGAAUACAUCCAAUUCCCUUCAUUCGAAGCCCUUCUCUUCUUCCGCCGCCUCGAGGAGAAGCAGCGGGAGAGGGCGGGGUAGGGAUUUUGGCAAGGGAGAUGCUAUCGUCCGCGAGGAUGAUCGGAUUGAUGCCCUCGGUCGAAUAAUGACUAGGAUUCUCCGUCAUAUGGCCGCGGAGGUGAACUUGGAAAUCAGAAGUGAUGGGUAUGUUCGUGUUGCUGAUUUAUUGAAGCUGAAUCUAACUACUUAUGCUAAAGUGCCACUGAGAGCACAUACGAUUGAGGAUGUCAAGGAGGCAGUAAGAAGAGAUAAUAAGCAAAGGUUUAGUCUUUUGGAGGAAAAUGGAAGUCUCCUAAUCCGAGCAAAUCAGGGUCAUUCAAUUAAGAAUGUUACUUCUGAAAGUCUGUUAAAGCCCAUACUAUCAACGGAUGAAGUACAAGUUUGUGUUCAUGGAACUUACAAGAAGAACUUGGAAUCUAUUUUGCAAUAUGGUCUGAAGCGCAUGGAAAGGCUGCAUGUUCACUUUGCUAGUGGAUUGCCUUUAGAUGGAGAAGUAAUUAGUGGUAUGCGAAGAGAUGUCAAUAUUUUGAUCUUCUUGGACUUAAGAAAGGCAUUGCAAGAUGGAAUGAAAUUUUAUAUUUCGGAUAACAAAGUUAUCCUGACCGAGGGGUUUGAUGGCGUAGUUCCGACGGAGUAUUUUGAGAAGAUAGAAACUUGGCCGUGGAGACAAAGCAUACCCUUGCAACAAAAAUUCUGAGGUAAUGUGCCUUUUUAUUUUUGUUUAUAAGCUGUAAGGCCUAGCAUAUAUCUGUUGGACUCCAACUAGCUCAUCAAAAUCGUAGCCAUUGAGUGAAAUAGAAAUCCAGCGAGCAAAGAAUAAUCCUGCUAUGUAUUUAAAGUUGCUUUUCAAAGAAUAUGUAAAAGCUGUACUUCAUGUGGACUCUUGUUGUUCUUCGAACUAUCACAGCAUUUGUUACAGAAGCUGUGCUAAUUAAAGUUUUGAAUAUUCUACAGGGAUUUCAUUUUUACCGUUGUAAUUCGUUCACAUUUUGUUCAGUGCUAAUAAUUGUUUAAUAAAGAAUGUUUGGAGUUUUUGAA